Molecule: messenger RNA, 1928 nt
Organism: Cheilinus undulatus (humphead wrasse)
Lineage: Eukaryota; Metazoa; Chordata; Actinopteri; Labriformes; Labridae
Gene: apex2
Product: APEX nuclease (apurinic/apyrimidinic endonuclease) 2
Exons: 6
Coding region: 56-1771 (571 amino acids)
Biological process (GO): base-excision repair
Cellular component (GO): nucleus
Molecular function (GO): double-stranded DNA 3'-5' DNA exonuclease activity; DNA-(apurinic or apyrimidinic site) endonuclease activity; endonuclease activity
Source: RefSeq, a predicted model, not a curated record
ACUUCCUGUUGCACACUUUACCCGUUUUCAUCCAAAUGACUGCAGUUUUUACAAAAUGAAGAUCGUAACCUGGAAUAUAAAUGGCAUAAGGACAUUCAGAGCCGGCAUUAAGAAGGCUCUUGAUUCAUUGGACGCAGAUAUUAUCUGUGUUCAAGAGACAAAAGUGACAAGAGACCUGCUCGAUGAAAGGACCGCAAUUGUUGAUGGCUACAAUUCCUAUUUCAGCUACAGCCGAGGACGCAGCGGCUAUUCAGGGGUCGCCACAUACUGUAAAGAUAGCGCCACUCCAUUUGCUGCUGAGGAGGGUCUCACAGGUUUACUGACCAAUCAUGAAGGGGCUGUUGGUUGCUAUGGGAACCAGGCUGAGUUCUGUAGUGAGGAGUUGCAGCUUUUGGACAAUGAGGGACGAGCUAUUAUCACACAACACAAAAUUAUAUGCCAUGGCAAAGAGCAAACAGUUACUGUAAUCAAUGUGUACUGUCCACGAGCCGACCCUGAAAAACCUGAGCGAAAGCAGUUCAAACUGCAGUUUUACAAGCUGCUUCAGAGCCGUGCUGAAGCUCUACUGAAAGACGGGAGCCAUGUGAUCGUUUUAGGAGACGUCAACACAUCUCACCGGCAAAUAGAUCACUGUGACCCCAGUGAUAUUGAGGAUUUUGGUGAAAACCCUGGCAGGAAAUGGCUGAAUGGCUUUUUGCACAAUGGCAGAGAAGAAGAGGAGAGGAAUGGUGAGGAAACUGAUGAAGAAUCUGAGGUAUCUUCAACAGAUCCCAUGCACAGUGGGAAGUUUGUAGAUACCUUCAGAUAUUUCCACCCAACCCGCACCAGUGCCUUCACAUGCUGGUCCACUCUCACUGGAGCGCGACAGACCAAUUACGGCACGCGUAUUGACUACAUAUUCGCCGACUGCCAGCUGGCCAAGGAGCAGUUUGUGGCAGCAGACAUCAUGCCUGAGGUGGAGGGGUCAGACCACUGCCCUGUGUGGGGGAAACUUCGCUGCUCUCUCGUACCCAGCUCCAAGCCACCUCCUCUCUGCACUCGCUACCUCCCAGAGUUUGCUGGCAAGCAGCAGAAACUCUCACGUUUUCUUGUAAAAGUGGACCAAAAACCAAUUCAGCCUGAGCCGAGGGAAGCUCUACCUGGAUCUCAAGAAGAGGAGGAGAGGAGGGAGAACUUAAACCCCAUAGGAGCUGGUAAGAAACGGUUAUUAACAUCAGAUGCUGCUGCUCCAAAAGGGAAAAAGGCUAAGACGGCUAAAGCCUCUUCAAAGCCUCAGGGCAGCCUCCUCUCAUUUUUCAAACCUAAACCCACAAAUGUUUCCUCAACUGAAGCUUCCUAUGAAAAAACACUCAGCUCAGAUGAAGUUAGCUCAACACAAAACUCCCAAAAAGCAACAACUGGAGACAAUAUUCCCUCAGUCACAAGCACCGUACCUGAAAACACUGAUGAACACUUUGAUGGCUCGGAACAGCAGUGCACUAAAGAGGAACAUGACAAAAAGAUGACGAGGACACAGUUAACCUCACAGCCCUCCGUGGGUAACACAGAAUCCAAGAAAGGGGCAUCAUCUGUGUUUUGGAAGUUGAUGCUUCGUGGACCGCCUCCACCACCUCCCUGCAAAGUCCACGGAGAACCCUGCGUGCUCCGGACUGUAAAAAAAGAGGGGCCUAACAUGGGCAAGCAGUUCUUCGUGUGCUGCCGCCCUCAGGGUCACGCCUCCAACCCUGAGGCUCGAUGUAAUUUCUUUAUGUGGGUAGAGAAGGGGAAGUGAUGCUUUUACUCUACACAUCUUCAGUUGAUAUUUUUCAUACCAUCUGAACCUCAAACAUGUUUGUUUAUACUACUGCAAAAAUGUCUCACCAUUUCAAAGAUUUGUUUUAACCCCGUGUUACCUAAUUUUGUAAUAAAAUGAACACAGUUUUCUUAAA